Scutellospora calospora is the source of this 225-nucleotide messenger RNA. NCBI's taxonomy places the organism in Eukaryota, Fungi, Glomeromycota, Glomeromycetes, Diversisporales, Gigasporaceae. The record is from the annotation of a GenBank genome assembly.
AUGCAGAAUAAAGAAAGUUCUGAAAAACCUAAUAUCAAUCAAUUGGUAGAAUUACCUGAAAAUUUUGAUAACAUAAUUCAAAUCACUAAUAACAUUGAUCGUUUGUUUUCAUUUUCAUUCAAUGAUAAUUUAGUAAAUGAUUCUCAAAAUAAAGUUGUCGAAAAAUUGUGUAAUAUAUAUAAUGAAGAAAGGGCAAACAGUGAAAAUAUAGAAUCAAUUCUUAAU